Colletotrichum higginsianum IMI 349063 is the source of this 1557-nucleotide messenger RNA. Its product is annotated as Sugar transporter. Gene Ontology annotation, molecular function: carbohydrate:proton symporter activity. Gene Ontology annotation, biological process: carbohydrate transport; transmembrane transport. The transcript has 5 exons. NCBI's taxonomy places the organism in Eukaryota, Fungi, Ascomycota, Sordariomycetes, Glomerellales, Glomerellaceae. The record is from RefSeq and is a predicted model, not a curated record. Gene Ontology annotation, cellular component: membrane. The coding region runs from base 1 to 1557 and encodes 518 amino acids.
AUGGGCCGUGACACCAACGCAAACACCAAGGCCGUCGGCGCCGAGCUGGCGGCCGUCCUGCCGGACACCGGCCCCUGGUACAGGCAGCCGCACAUGCUCCGGCUCAACCUGUGCGUCGCCUCGCUCAUCAUGUGCGCGUCGGCCAACGGGUACGACGGCUCCAUGAUGAACGGCCUGCUCGCGCUGCCGCAGUGGCACGCCUUCAUGGGCCAGCCCACGGGCGCCUGGCUCGGGUUCGUCAACGCCGCCUACUCGCUCGGCAACCUGGUCGUGUACCCGGCCGCCGCGUGGGUGUGCAACCGGUACGGCCGCAAGGCCGGCAUCUACGUCUCGUGGGCCUGCCUGGCCGUCGGCUCGGCGCUGCAGACGGCGGCGCCCAACGAGGCCGCCUUCGUCGCCGCCCGCUUCGUCAUCGGCUGCGCCUCGGGCUUCUUCCUCUCGGCGCCGCUGCUCAUCACCGAGAACGCAUACCCGACGCACCGCGGCAUGGUGUCGGCCCUGUACAACUGCGGCUGGUACUUUGGCGCCGUCGUCGCCGCCUGGGCGACCUACGGCACGCGCAACAUGGACCACUGGGCCUGGCGGCUGCCGUCGCUGCUGCAGAUCACGCUGCCCGUCCUCUCCGUCCCGGGCCUGCUGCUCAUCGGCGAGUCGCCGCGCUGGCUCGUCUCCGUCGGCCGCAACGACGAGGCCCGCGCCGUCCUCGCGAGGAACCACGCCGCCGGCGACGCGCGCUCGCCCCUCGUCAACUUUGAGAUGACGGAGAUCGAGGAGACGCUGCGGGCCGAGAGGGAGGCCCACGCCGAGACGAAGUGGUCGGAUCUAUGGAGCACCCCGGGCAACCGUCACCGCCUCUUCAUCUCCGUCAGCUUGGGCGUCUUUGCCCAAUGGUGCGGCGUUGGUGUUGUCUCGUACUACCUGGCCAUGGUUCUUUCCUCGGUUGGCAUCACCUCGGUCGACGACCAGACGCUCAUCUCCGCGUGUAUCCAGAUCUGGAACCUCAUCUGCGCCUCUGCCGCCGCCAUCAUGGUCGACAAGGCCGGACGCAGAGGCUUGUUCUUGGCAUCGGGCACCAUCAUGCUGAUCUCGUUCACCAUCGUCACCGCGCUCUCCGGAAGCUUCGCCAACACCGGCAACGCACCCACCGGCACGGCCGUGAUCCCUUUCCUCUUCAUCUUUUACCUCGGGUACGACAUCGCGCUGACCCCGCUGAUGGUGGCCUACCCGGUCGAGAUCUGGCCGUACCGCCUGCGCGCCAAGGGCCUCACCGUGGCGUUGAUGACCACCAUCGGCUGCAUCUUCUUCAACACGUUCGUCAACCCCGUCGCCCUCGAGUCGAUCCAGUGGAGGUACUACUUCGUCUUCCUCGCCGUGCUCGUCGCCAUGAUCGUCAGCGUGUGGUUCUACUACCCGGAGACGCGCGGCCGCACGCUCGAGAACAUGGCGUUCCUCUUCGACGGCGAGGGCGCCGAGGUGGGCGCCGGCACCGCGGAGGGCGCGCUGAAGGAGGCCGAGGUCGCCCACGUAGAGGAGGAGGAGGGGUCGGAGAAGAGGUAG